Neopsephotus bourkii (Bourke's parrot) is the source of this 2347-nucleotide messenger RNA. RefSeq names its product histamine receptor H1 (gene HRH1). Gene Ontology annotation, cellular component: dendrite; membrane. The record is from RefSeq and is a predicted model, not a curated record. The transcript has a single exon. Gene Ontology annotation, biological process: chemical synaptic transmission; positive regulation of vasoconstriction; G protein-coupled receptor signaling pathway, coupled to cyclic nucleotide second messenger. Lineage: Eukaryota; Metazoa; Chordata; Aves; Psittaciformes; Psittacidae. The coding region runs from base 81 to 1508 and encodes 475 amino acids. Gene Ontology annotation, molecular function: G protein-coupled serotonin receptor activity; histamine receptor activity; neurotransmitter receptor activity.
UUCACCCAGGAGAGUAAACCAAGACUGCAUUUCCAAGGCCUGAACAUCCCUGAUUUUCAUUCUGUGUUCCUGUGCAAAAGAUGUCAAAAAACACUACAAACAACUCAACUAUCAGUCAACCAGCUGUUCUAGGUGUGUUCCUGGGAAGCAUUUCACUCAUCACUAUUGUUAUGAAUAUAUUAGUACUAUGUGCUGUGAAAACUGAAAAGAAGCUGCAAACCGUUGGCAAUUUAUACAUUGUCAGCCUCUCUAUUGCAGAUCUGAUUGUUGGUUCAGCUGUUAUGCCCCUGAACAUUGUUUAUCUCCUCAAUUCUCAGUGGAUUCUAGGCUUACCAGCCUGUUUGUUUUGGCUAUCAAUGGAUUAUGUGGCCAGUACUGCAUCCAUUUUCAAUCUCUUCAUAUUGUGCAUUGAUCGUUAUCGUUCAGUUCAGCAACCACUGAAAUAUCUCAGGUAUAGAACAAAAAGGAGAGCCUCGGUAAUGAUUUUGGGGGUUUGGUUGCUCUCUUUCAUGUGGGUCAUUCCAAUCCUAGGAUGGCAUGUUUUUGCUAAUGAUGGGAAAAGGAAAGUAACCGAAACCAAGUGUGAAACGGAAUUCUCUGAAGUGACCUGGUUUAAAGUGUUGACAGCCAUUGUGAACUUCUACAUACCCUCUAUCAUGAUGUUGUGGUUCUACUAUAAAAUAUUCAGGGCUGUUAGAGAACACUGUCAACACCGAGAGCUCAUCAAUAGAUCACAUCAAUCUGUUUCAGAAAAAAAACCCAAACAUCAUCGUAAGAUGAAGGACAAGCAAAAUAUUUGCCUCCAAAAUCAAAUCUUAGAUGAGAACAGCCCUCCCAAACACAAACAAAGCUCCCCUCAGCCUGAAAAUAUGGAGGCAGAGCUUCAGUUCAGUAAUCCUGACAAGUCUUCAAAGGCAUUUGUUGGCAAGAGUAAUAGGAAAGUCCUUAAAUGGGGCUGUUUCCCUCUCACCACUGCCCAGUCUGAGCCAGGCCAGGAUAAAGCAGGAAAGAAGCACGUGUGUGUAACAGAAGAGAACGAAACUGAAGAGGAGCCUUGUUCACAAGACAGUGACUUAAGUGAUGCAUCAGACAGCCAGACUUUCAGUGACGAGGUACCUAACGGAGAGGGCUCCAAUCCUAACCCUGAAAGAGCUGGCAGCCCUCAGGAAAAGACGGAGAACAGGGAUUUCAAAGGACUGUCUUACCUGAGGAAAACCUGGCAAAGUCUGCAUGCCCAUUCCAAAACUCGCACUCAAGGACUGCAUGUGAACAGGGAGAGGAAAGCAGCUAAGCAGUUAGGGGUCAUAAUGGCAGCCUUUAUGCUGUGCUGGAUUCCCUAUUUUGUAUUGUUUAUGAUAAUAGCUUUCCAUGGGCAUGAAAGAUUUUCACAGUUACAUAUGUUCACUAUAUGGCUUGGCUAUGUGAACUCCACCUUGAAUCCAUUCUUGUAUCCUCUUUGUAACCAGAAUUUCAAGAAGACAUUCAAAAAGAUCUUUCACAUUCACUGAUACUGGUCUGAUUUUUGUCAGCUUAAAAGCAGCUCAAGAUUUCAACCAACCAAAAUGUUACAGUUUCAAAGACAAACACAAUGGGGAACAUACAUGACUUUGGAAAACUGUAAUUGAUAAACAAGUGUUAAUAAAAGUGGGAAGUGUGCAUUUAACAGCUUUACACAUUUGAAGAGGAAGUAAUUCGCAUCAGGAAUAUGAAAAACUCAGGGGCAAUCUCAGAACUGAUACACUGCUUACAACUUGAUAUUACCUCUUUCGUCAUGUAGAACAAAAACAAGAAUACAAAUAGAGAUCUUCAGUGACUAUAAAUUAUUCAGCUACAGCAAAAGAAGAGAUGAUGUUUCUGCAAUUGCCCAAAUAUCUUUUCUCUUUAAACUUACUUAAACACGGGAACAUUGUGAAGUGAAGUGAAAUCUGCACGUCAAGGUACUUUGCAUAGUCAAAGAAAGAAGCUUCAGCUGUUUAAAAAAAUCUAUUUAUUUAUAGCUUUGAUCAAAUCAUAAACCUUUUUGAAAUGUCAAGUCAUCCUGUAACCUACUGCACCUGAUACUGUGCUUGCUUCAUUUAGACCUGUACAUGUUAACUUCACUGAAACAAAAACAAACUGGGGUUUAUAUCCUACAAAUUUUGCUAAGGCUUUCAGACUCAACCCAGUCUGUUUAUUCAGGAAGGGUAUGCUGCUGUUUCUAGACUCACAGAAUAUAGUUGCUUAUAGACAACAUGUAUUUUCUUCUUCCUACAAGCUGGCAAUUAACCUAAGUGUGCAAUGGCACUACUAAUCCAUAUACCCUUAUCUUGUAGUAGGCAAACUUUUCUUAUUAUAAUGAGGCAAAUUC